Molecule: messenger RNA, 639 nt
Organism: Prorocentrum cordatum
Lineage: Eukaryota; Dinophyceae; Prorocentrales; Prorocentraceae
Source: the annotation of a GenBank genome assembly
AUGGAGGGCAGACGACAGCGCGAAGACGAGAGCUGGGAGUGGGGCGCUCGGAAAGAGAGGGCGAGAGCCGACCGUGCGGCCAGGGCCACGUCCGCCCGCGCGGACACGUCGAGCUUGAUGUGCCACAGUGCGUCCCUGAGGCGCUCCAUCCUGGAGGAGAACCGCAGCGCCAUGCUGAAGACGGAGGAGGAGCAGAUGCGGGCCGAGCUCGAGCGCAGCGAGCAGCGCCUGGCAGACGCGACGGUUCGGCGCAGCGACAGCUUGUGCGCCCGCAGCUCCGGGGCGCCAGCGCUGAGGGCCGCGCGCGAGGUAGCGCAGCAGCAGGCCCUGCGCCUGCAGCGCGUGCGCCGGGCCGAGCGCGAGGCGCUGCGGCAGUCGCUGGCCAGCACCAGCCGGCAGGCGCGCACGCGCCCGCAGUCGCCGAGCGGCGGGCGCUGCACGGCGGCGGCCUCCCUCGCGGCGAUGGAGGCCGCCGCCGUGGAGCAGGCCGCGCGGGUCCCGACGGCCUGGGCGGCCGAGCCCGCGCCAGCGGAACCCGCGCUGGGCGCCGCCCCCUCCGCGCCGGAGGCGUCCGCCGGGGCCGCCGCCAAUGAGCUGCGCGCGCCGGCGCCCGCCGCAUCCCCUCGGUGGGCGGAGCCC